AUGCACCUGCACCUCGGCAUCAGCCGCGGCCACGGCCACGGCCGGCCGCACGGGCGCCACAGCGCUGCCGAGCCCCCUCGGUGCCCCGCGACGCCGAGCACCGCCGUGCCGAGCUUCGACUGUGACCUUGCCCAGGAGCCCGCGGCGUCCCCAUCCCCGCCCGCGACCCUCGCCGUCGAGCAGGAGCUCCGCGCCCUCGCCGCGCAGAGCCCCAACCCCGCGAUGCCGUCCUCGCACCGGAACCGCCCGCCGCGUCGAGCUCCUGUGCACGACCUCGCCGAGCCACCGCAAGCGAAGCCUCGACGCAGUCCUCGUCGUGCCACCACGAGCGUGUCGCCCCUCCGCGACGUCCUCGCCGUGGUCUGCUCCGAGCCCGGCUAUCCCCGACGCCCCGGUCUGCCUCUGCGUCGAGCCGUGCCACCAAGCCGACCGCGGCUCCGAGCUCGCCGCGGUCACCAACCCAACCCUGUCCGCCACGACGACGUGCCCCGACGAUGCGCAUGGACCUCGCUGUGGUGCGCGACGUCGAGCCGAGCCAGCACCGCGAGCUCUCCCCCGAGCUCCUUCCUGCUCAUGCGCCAGAGCCGCUCGCCGCGCCAAGCUUCGUCCUGUCCUCGCCACGGUCACCAGGAGCCCGUGCCGCCGUGCCAUCGAGAGCCAGAGACGACGGCGCCCUCACCUUGA
Messenger RNA from Sorghum bicolor (sorghum), 684 nucleotides. Its product is annotated as elongin BC and Polycomb repressive complex 2-associated protein-like. Bases 1 to 684 code for a protein of 227 amino acids. The record is from RefSeq and is a predicted model, not a curated record. Lineage: Eukaryota; Viridiplantae; Streptophyta; Magnoliopsida; Poales; Poaceae. The transcript has a single exon.